UUGUCCAUCAGAACGGGUGGCGAAGACACGGAGAGCAUAGAAGAAGAAGCGGGCGAUAUUACCAUUAAUUAUGAUUUUACCGUGGAAAAUGUGGAUGUGGUCGAAAUUGAGCGCUUUUUGGAGCUGCUUUUGCAGCGGGGCGGUAAAUUUAAGCUGAUAUGGUUCAUGGAUUUAUCGGCACUCUAUGCAAAAGAUACAGUGCUCAAUUUCUUGCGCAGCUUCGUCGCAGCCUAUUUAAUACAGGGAAAAUGGAAAGAGGAUAUCGAGGAAUUUUCUAGUCCGGCUGAUCCUCGCUGGCUGCAGUACAUCCGUGAAUUGACUCCGUCGUUUUUGAUGAUUGGGGUUGAGAAUGUGUCGAAGAAUGUGGCCGAAAAGAGGGAGCUAAAUUUCAAGGAGCUGCUUGCUUCAAUUGCCCUGCAGGCCGUCUGUUCAUCGAUACCGGUCGUUUAUUUGAAUGGGCUUGUUGCGAAUCUCUGCUCGUUGUACAGUCAUCGUAUCGAGCCGCAUAUGGUCGAUUUCAUCGGCUGGGAGGAUUACUUGCGCACUCUCUGGAGUAGUCUCACACACAAAGCAGUUCGAAGUGUGGAUCUCUCUAGUCGCAAGAGCAUUGCACAUUUAUGGGCUCACAUCAUUGGUGACUGCAAGAUGAGGUUUGUUUUUGAUUUCAAGUUUUUCAUUCAAUUGAAGGGGCGAGGCCAUCAGUUUUGUAUGUAAAC
Messenger RNA from Gongylonema pulchrum, 716 nucleotides. Lineage: Eukaryota; Metazoa; Nematoda; Chromadorea; Rhabditida; Gongylonematidae. The record is from the annotation of a GenBank genome assembly.